Messenger RNA from Biomphalaria glabrata, 2370 nucleotides. RefSeq lists its product as uncharacterized. Gene Ontology annotation, molecular function: chitin binding. Lineage: Eukaryota; Metazoa; Mollusca; Gastropoda; Planorbidae. Gene Ontology annotation, cellular component: extracellular region. The transcript is spliced from 16 exons. The record is from RefSeq and is a predicted model, not a curated record. Bases 209 to 2242 code for a protein of 677 amino acids.
GUAGAGAUUUUAAAAAAAAAUUACUAUUAGUAAGAUUAAAUAAAAUGAAAACGAAUUCAAUCAUAUCUAAACUAAUAGGAAAUAGGAGAGUGAUAUAAAAGCUGAGACACUUCCACUAUAUUGGAAUAAGAAGAACAAGAAGCUGGCUUUAAACAGUUUUAGUCACAGACACAAAUUCUGCUUAACGUAGAUUGACAAGUAAAGCAACAUGGCGCUUCUACAACUUUUGGUCUUGACGUCUACAAUUUUAGCAACUUCCGCUUUGAGAUGUCCAAUGAUGGAUUUGACCUUCAUUCUUGACCAGUCUGAAAAUGCUCGGGCGGCAGCCUCUUCAAAUAAAACAGACAUUUCUAAAAACUUUGAUAUACUGGAGAGUCAACUCUAUGCGAUUUUCAGCCACCAACUAGUUACGAGCAACAUCAACUCAAUCGUAGGUAUCGGAGCCUACGGUUACAGUGCCAAUGAUUCUCAAGAAAUUAUUCCAUACUGGACAUCUCCUGACAAGGCGGGCAUUUUUUUGAGGACUCUACGUCUCCUUCCCCCUUCUGGUUCCUGGACUUACGCUGGCUUAAGGAAUGUUGUGCUAGGGCCAAGGUACGCCAACAGCUUCCUCUUCUUGGUGACUUCCCAAGGGUCUGGUUCGAAUUCAAGAAGAUUGUCGACCUAUAAUGAAGUCGAUAGACUCAAGCGCUUGGGUUGGACUAUAACACUUUUAGUAAUGCAGAGUGAUAAUCCAUUCGAUUUGACUGAGCUAGCGUACAUCAGCAACCCUCAAAAUUAUUCUGUCAUUGCUGACCAGCCUACAAGCUAUUACGGUCUGGCGAGGGAGGUCAUUCGAAUAAUCAACAGCACGUGCAACUUGCCGGAUAGCCCCAGUGCCUCAACCACUACAACGACAACCACUACAACCACAACAACCACGACUACCACGCCGACCACCAGGACAACCACGACAUCGACCACAACCAAGAGUACUGGAUUGUGCAGUCAAUGCCUGUAUGAGAUUGGUUACAACUACGACAGUGACCCUCAAUACUGUGACACGUUCUACCAAUGUGUACCAAAUAGCCAACCAAUCAGAAAGCUCUGCCCAGCUGGUACCUUCUGGGACGGCUCACAGUGUAACCACAUAGAUAUGGCUAGGUGCUCUAAAGCUGCAUGUGAUGGUACCACCCAGAAUGCAACUUACCCCAGCGGAAGGUGUUGUAACAAGUAUUACCAAUGUUACAAUGGCAGAUUGUAUGAAAGGAUGUGCCCCAUUGAUUUCUUUUACGACUCGGCAACGAGAAACUGUCAGAGAUCAAGCAACAAAUUUGAAAUAUGUGAGGCUGUUGGUAGAUUUGAAUGUGAUGUUGUCAGAACACCAGGUACUACGACUGUUGCACCAAGCCUACCAAGAUGUUACGGCUACUCUGCAGAUCCUACAGGUAACCCAUGCAGUUACACGUAUGGUGGCUAUACAUUUAGAACUGCGCCAGGAACAGUCUGGAGCCAAAGUGCUUGUUCUUUAGUGAUGGAUAGUCUCAACUCCUGCAGCACAUCUGCCAUCAACUCCAGAGCUUUUGAAGCUACCAACUCUACGUGUAAUGCCAACUUUUUGGCUACCUACAACGACGGUUCUAAAGCUGUGUUCAGCGAGAGGGCCAACAGCUACAUGAACAUUUACGCCACACUGCAAGAGGUGCUCCUCGCCAACAACGCCCUGACCUAUGACGCCUCAAUGGUCAGCCCAUAUUUCUACUACUACUUCUUUGCCAAUAGGGACUUCGUUCUGAACUCAGCGUUCAGGGUCAGAUUUAGAGUACAGAAUGGUGUCAACGGUACCACAUAUGACCUCCUGUCCAACAGCUACUGCUCCGUGUGUCCAGACACAAUCAGAUUCACAGUGACCCAGCUGACCACUACCAGCUUCGUCGUCUCGGCCUCCUUCGUGACCACAGAGGGACUGGCAGUGCAAACAAGUGCAGUGAUAGCCAACGUGAGUCCUAACAACUUUCUUGAGGUGACCGUAGUAUAUGGAGAUAGAUCUGUCUAUGGUCGGCUCUACGAGCUCAACAGCAGCCUUGUAGUCGUAAGAACUGUCAACUUUGCCACAGUGUCCAAAACAGCUGGAGUUCGCAUUGCUACCAAUAAAUGUGGUCUUCAGCUUGGAAGGGGUCCCUCUUACCAUUUCGUUGGACUAAUAGAUGAAUUUGCAGUGUAUGAGCAGUGUAAAAACAUUGAUGAAGCCUUCAGGAUUUAAACGGAACUAAAUAAUUCAUCAAAAAUUGAAACAUCAAAUGUUCUAGUGACGAUGAAGACUGAAAGUAAAGGGGGAAAUAUAAUGUCAGCAACUAUAUAAAAUAAAUAUUCAGUCUCUAUAAAACCUGU